This is a messenger RNA of Aphanomyces astaci, 1055 nucleotides long. RefSeq names its product uridine kinase. Gene Ontology annotation, cellular component: cytoplasm. NCBI's taxonomy places the organism in Eukaryota, Oomycota, Saprolegniomycetes, Saprolegniales, Verrucalvaceae. The transcript has a single exon. The annotation marks the transcript as partial. Gene Ontology annotation, molecular function: kinase activity; ATP binding. The record is from RefSeq and is a predicted model, not a curated record.
UAUCAGUGGGUUUUUCCUUGGAUCGAGUUCGAUGGAUGAGCAUCACAUUUGGAAAAGCAAGAUGCUACCAGCGCGUGCCAUCGUGGAAGUCGCGUUGUUGGGCGCUGCCUUCGCCCUCGCUUGGACUUCCGUCCGCAGUCAGAGCAAGGCAUCGAAGUCCAAACAGUCAGCAAACAAGAAUGUGCCCAAGAAGCCCCUGCCGGGACACACCCAGCGCACGCACUCCGACCUCACCGACGCCCAACUGGUGUCGGAAAGCUUUUCCCUGGCACACCGCACAUCCGACGGCAACGAUGACGACAUUCUGAUCAUUGGUGUGUGCGGAGGGUCUGGAUCUGGCAAGACAACGCUGUCCAAGGCCAUCAUCGACGACAUCGGCGACAGCGCCGUGUCGUACCUAUCGCACGACUUCUACUACAAGGAUCUGUCGCAUCUGUCACUGGAACAACGUGCGGAACACAACUUCGACCACCCGGACGCGUUGGACACGGCGCUGAUGGUGUCCCAUCUAGCCAAGCUCAAGCAGGGCAUCGCGUGCGACAUCCCCAUGUACGACUUCACGACACACUCUCGGUGCCUGUCGACGCAACACAUGUCGCCCAAGUCCGUGAUCCUCGUGGAAGGCAUUCUGCUGUUUACAGACCCCGACCUUGUGGAUCUCAUGGACAUCAAGGUGUUCGUGGAGACGCCAUCGGACGUGCGCUUCAUCCGCCGCCUCAAGCGCGACAUCCGCGAGCGCGGCCGGACCGCCGAGUCCGUCAUCGAGCAGUACAUGACCACGGUGCGCCCCAUGCACCUGCUCUUCGUGGAACCGAGCAAGCGCGUCGCAGACAUCCUCGUGCCCGUGGGAGUCAACGCUGUCGCGCUCGAUCUCAUCUUGUCGCGGUUGAAGAGCUUCAUGAAUAAAUCCGCGUAAUACACAGAUCCAGACCAAGCAUGUUCAACUUGCAGUUACACUAUUUCGUGGAACUUUCUCAUGUUCUCUGAGGCUCUAUUAAUACUAUUCUCACGUGGUAGUAGUACUAAUAGUACUCCAUGUAAAAACUACUCACGUG